Molecule: messenger RNA, 648 nt
Organism: Pyricularia oryzae 70-15
Lineage: Eukaryota; Fungi; Ascomycota; Sordariomycetes; Magnaporthales; Pyriculariaceae
Exons: 1
Coding region: 1-648 (215 amino acids)
Source: RefSeq, a predicted model, not a curated record
AUGCAUCUCCAAAUCAAUCUUGCACUCGUCCUGGCAGCCGCCUCGGCACUAGCUCAGAGCGUCUGCCCGACGGUGACGCGCACCGAACUGGCCAGCACCUGCACCACGCGCCGCUGCAACUCGGACUGCUCGCUGGUGACGACGGUGCAGAACCCCUGCGGCUGCCCGUGGUCGGUGCCGACCGCCACACUCGUCGCACCCUGCCAGGCAGACUGUCCCUACAACGGCUGCGCGGUCGAGUUCCGAACCCUGAACCAACCGUGCCAGCCCACGAGCAGCACAUCAACGCGGCGGACAACCACCACCACUACCCGGUGGUGGCGGCCCACGACGACUACUACCACUACUACUUCGAGAUCGACCUCGACUUCGUCCUCGAGGCCCAUCGUCACCAUCAGCAUCACGCAGCUGCCGACCCAGCCGCCAGUCAUGACACCCUGCCCAACCAUCACGCUCCGGACCCAGCCGGCAGAUUGUCCCAUCAUCCGCUGCCCCGUGCCCAACUGCGUCACCCAGACCCAGCUGCGGCUGCCGUGCGGGUGCUCGCAGCCGCGCACGCUGCUGUCUGUCGAUGGCUGUCAGUCCGAUUGUCCUGGGGGAUGUAUGACGCGCACGCAGACGGUGAGCCAGGCUUGUGAAGCGCCUUGA